AUGAGAACGAAAUAUACAUUCGGAUACGGUUUGAAAGUGGAAAAGCUAGGGUGGAGAGCCGAGUCACCUCGAGUUUCUGGCACAAUUACAGAGAUAACCCAACGUAACCUCUUGUGCAUCUACCCCUUGCUCUACUCUUCUCAGUUUUAUUCUUCUCCCUCUGCAGUCCUUGUCUCAACAAUACAUAUUCUACACUCUGGUGAGAGAAAAUUUACUAAGAAAAUAACCUAUUUGCCUUGGUAUGUGUUAACUUCAAGACAAAUUGAAAGCAUGACGUCGUCAGGAUGA
Messenger RNA from Cotesia congregata, 288 nucleotides. The record is from the annotation of a GenBank genome assembly. NCBI's taxonomy places the organism in Eukaryota, Metazoa, Arthropoda, Insecta, Hymenoptera, Braconidae.